This is a messenger RNA of Eimeria necatrix, 5073 nucleotides long. RefSeq names its product myosin F (TgMyoF) protein, putative. The coding region runs from base 1 to 5073 and encodes 1690 amino acids. Gene Ontology annotation, molecular function: ATP binding; actin filament binding; microfilament motor activity. The record is from RefSeq and is a predicted model, not a curated record. Lineage: Eukaryota; Apicomplexa; Conoidasida; Eucoccidiorida; Eimeriidae. Gene Ontology annotation, cellular component: actin cytoskeleton; vesicle; cytoplasm. The transcript is spliced from 16 exons. Gene Ontology annotation, biological process: vesicle transport along actin filament; actin filament organization.
AUGGCCAUAUCCGCAGACUCCCCGGGGCCCCCGGGGCCCCCGGGGCCCCCGGGGGGCCCCCUUCCCCCUUCGGGCACCCCUGGGGGGCCCCCCCAGGUGGAGGGGGGCCCCCUGGGGGCCCCCCCGGGGGGCCCCCCUCCCCCAGGGGGGCCCCCGCAGGGGGCCCCCGCAGAGGGGGCCCCCCCAAAGAGGCCCCCCUCUAGGGGGGCCCCAGGGGCCCCCGGAGGGUACGAAGUUCGGUGUGCUGUUGGCAGCAGAAUUUAUGUUGCUUCGGAAGAAAGGGUUUGGACUGCAGCAAGAGUUGUAGCAGCAGAUGAAAAGGGUUUUGUUUAUGCAAAGACAGAAGAAGAAGAUAGAGUUAUUUGUUUGAGUCCCAAGGACCCUUUUUACCUCUGCAACACAGGCGAGGAUGAGUGGAGCGCGAGGGGUUUGUGCGCCCCCGACGAUUUAACUUCUUUAACUCAUUUGCACGAGGCGGCGGUUUUGGACUCGUUGGCAAUUCGAUUUGAACUCGACUGUAUCUACACCUUCACGGGGCCCAUUCUCAUCGCCGUAAACCCUUUCAAAACCAUCAAGGGCAUGUACGGGCCCCAGACGCUGCAGCGUUUCCUCUUGCCGUCUUCGGACAGCAGCAGCAGCAGCAGCAGCAGCAGCAGCAGCAGCAGCAGCAGCAGCAGGGAGCCGCACGUGUUCGCGACGAGCCGCGCAGCUUACGAGGGCCUUUGCCUGAAAGGCCAAAACCAAACUAUUUUAAUUAGUGGAGAUCUGUGCGGCGCGCGAAUCCAAACAUAUUUGUUGGAAAAAGUUCGGGUUUGUCAGCAGCAAGAAGGGGAAAGGAAUUAUCACAUUUUUUACCAACUUUGUGCUGCAGCAGCAGCAGCAGCAGAGCGCAGCGGGGGCAUUUACACGCUCGACGCAGCAGCAGCAGCAGCAGCAGCAGCAGCAGCAACCGGCACUGCGCCCCCCGACGACUCCCCCCCCCAGCACCCCCAGCAGCAGCAGCAGCACCCCCAGCAGCAGCAGCAGCAGCAGCAGCAGCAGCAGCAGCAGCAGCAGCAGCAGCAGCAGCAGGUUGUGCUGCAGCUGGACAUGCGGGAGUUUGAAAGUCGGGAGAACUUCAAAGUUUUGACCUGCAGCAGCUGCAGCGAACUGACAGGAGUUGAUGACUGCUGCUGCUUCGAUGCAACAGCAGCAGCAAUGGUGGUUUUGGGACUGCAGCAGCAGCAAAUUCAGCAGGUGUGCAAUGUUGCUGCUGCAGUGCUUUGUCUGGGCAAUUUGGAGUUCACGCAGCAGCAGCAAGACUCCGAAGCAGCAGCAGCAGCAGCAGCAGCAAAACCCUACCUCUUCAAAGCAGCAAAACUCCUAACCCUAAACCCUCAAACCCUAAUUCAGGCCCUCUGCAGCAAAACCAUCAAAACCUCCCGCGAAACCCUCAAAAAGCCUUUGAGGCCUGAAGAAGCAGCAGAAAGCAAAGCAGCACUUUGCAGAGCUCUUUAUGGCUCUCUUUUUAAUUGCAUUGUAGACCUCACCAACAACAGCAUAGGAUUUGUCUCCGAAGCAGCAGCAGCAGCAGCAGCAGCAGCAGCAGCAGAGCCCGCAGCAGCAGCAGCAGCAGCAGCGGGCGCAGCAGCGGGCGCAGCAGCAGCAGCAGCAGGGCCCGCAGCAGCAGCAGCAGCAGCAGCAGCGGCGCCCCCCGCCGCAGCCGCCGGCGCGCGCCCAGCAGCAGCAGCAGCAGCAGCAGCAGCAGCAGCAGCAGCAGCAGCAGCAGCAGCAGCAGAAGACAUACUGUUUUGCGGAGUGUUGGACAUAUUUGGAUUUGAGUGUUUUGGACAGAACUCUUUCGAACAACUUUGCAUAAACUACGCGAACGAAGAGCUGCAGCACUUUUUUAAUUCUUUUGUUUUUCUUUGCGAAGAAAAACUUUACCAAAAAGAAGGAAUUAAAUGGCAAACUUUGGACUUCCCCGACAACUCCGACUGUUUGCUGCUGCUGCAGCACAAGACCAAUGGUCUCUUUGCGGUCCUCGACGAGGAGUGCCUCGUCCCCGGCGGCAGCAGCAGGGCCUACUGCAGCAAACUCAUCAAAAAAUACGCCCCCAGCACCAGCAGCAGCAGCAGCAGCAGCAGCAGCAGCAGCAGCAGCAGCAGCAGCAGCAGCAGCAGCAGCGUCGUCGCCGCCGUGCAGGUUUCUCGAGCUGGAUAUCCCGUGCGGCUGCAGCACGGGGCUGCAUGCAGGGAGUUCCGCGCGCUGCUGCCGCAGCAGCAGCAGCAGCAGCAGCUGCAGCAGCAGCGGCUGCUGCAGCAGCUGCCGCUGCAGCAGCAGCAGCAGCUCUGGCGCCAGAUGGCCGCAGAUAUGCUCACUGAGCUCAAUGAGCGGCUGCGCUUGGGGCCCCCGGGGGCUUCGCCGCGAGGCGACUCUGCUGCUGCUGCUGCUGCUGCUGCUGCUGCUGCGGGGGGGGAGCAGCAGACUGCUGCUGCUGCUGCUGCUGCUGCUGCUGCUGCGCCGGCGUGCACGUGGGCUGUGGGGGAAACGCUUUGCUUCUUCAAGCGCGAAAGCUACUCCGUGUUAACUGCUGCUCUUGCUGCUGCUCGUGCUGCAGCAGCAACAAAGCUGCAGGCAGCUUACCGCGGCCACCAGCAGCAGCAACUCUUCCUGCUGCUGCGCCGCUGCGUGCUGCUGCUGCAGCGCGCCGUCAGGGCCUGGCUGGCCAAACUCAAAAAAGAAAAAAUAAAAAAAAACGAAAAAGCUCUUUUAAUUCAAAACUUCUUCAAAAUGAUCCGAGACAGAAACGCUUUCCUCAGAAAGAGGAAGCAAAUAAUUUUGAUUCAAAGGGCCUACAGAGCCCACCGCCGCCAAGUGUCUCUUUUGCUGCUGCAGCAGCAGCAAGCAGCAGCAAAGAUCCAAGCAGCAUUUCGAAUGAAGCAGCAAAGACACAACUUCCUCGCUCUCAAAAAAGCAACUGUCCUCGCCCAACUCAGGUGGAAACGGCUGCUGGCGCUGCGGCAGCUGCGGCGCCUCAAAGCCGAAGCCAGAGAUGUGGCGGGGCUGGUCAAACUGGUGCAGGGCUUGAAGCAAGAGUUGUCGGAGGCGCGGCAGCAGGCGGAAGAGGCAGCAACUCGAGAGUUGCAGCAGCAGGCCCGUGCUGACGAGCUGCAGAAGCAGCUGCAGCAGGCCACUAAGGAGAAGAAAGAAUUGAAGGCUGAAUACAAAGCCAAAGCAGACAUGUUUAACGAGCAGCAGAAGCAGCUGGAGAGCCUGCGGCUGCUGCUGGCGGGAAGCAGUGCAGCAGCAGCAGCAGCAGCAGCAGCAGAGGAGGGUGGGGGGCCCCCCGGGGGGCCCCCCGCAGCAGCAGCACACUGGCCUCCCCUGGGGGCCCCCCAUGGGCCCCGGAGAGGCAGCAGUUUGGAAAUAAAUGAUUUGAAAGUGCUGGUUGAACAAAGAGAAGCAGAAGCAGCAGAGCGGGAGAAGCAGCAGCAGCAGCAGCUGCAGCAGCUGCAGCAGCAGGUGCAGCGGCUGCAGCAGCAGCUGCAGCAGGAGCAGCAGCAGCGGCAAGUAGCAGAAGCCAAGUACAAGCUCGUGCUGGAAGACAGCGCUGUGGAGAGGUCGCAGGGCCCUGCUGCUGCUGCAGCAGCAGCAGAAGCAGCAGCAGAGGAAAGCCCAGCAGCAGCAGCAGCAGCAGCAGCAGCAGCAGCAGCAGCAGGAGUCCCCCCCGUCUGCGACCGCAGGUUUAUCGACAUGCUGCUGCUGGGCCCCAAAGGAGUUGGCAAGAGACAAAUUCUGGAGGCUUUGCUGCAGCAAUUAGGAGACACCCACGCGCAGGAGCAGCUGCAGCAGCAGCUGCAGCAGCAGCAGGAGCAGCAGGAGCUGCUGCAGCAGCAGGGCACCUACGACAAGGAGGGCUGGUUCGAAAUUCUCAUCAAGGUGCAGUGCCCGCGUUUGGUGGUUUUGUACUUCACCUUCGACUGGAGUCCGCAGUGUUUGGAAACCCUAAGACAGCGUUUGCUGCACUGCAGCUUUUUGUGCAUGGUGUUUAAUCCAAACCACAAAAAAGGGUUUGCGUCUCUCUUGUCUCUUUUCAAAGAAGUGCUGCUGCCGCAGCUCGGCCACUCUGCUGCGCUGCUGCGCCUGCUGCUCGUGGAAAACAACGCAGCAGCAGCAGCAGCACCAGCAGCAGCAGCAGCAGCAGCAGCAGCAGCAGCAGACCCCGACGCAGGCAGAGUCGACCCACAGGUCGCCAGAGACGCAGCGGCGUCUCUGGGUUGCCACUACAAAAGCUUGUUUGAGUUGUCUUCGGUGUACGAACAGCUGGGGCUUUCCGGGGCUUUGCUGCUGCAGCGCAGCAAAACGGAAGCAGCGCUGCGGCAGCAGCGGCUGAGCAGCAGCAGCAGCAGCAGCAGCAGCAGCAGCAGCAGCAGGGGCGCUCCCAGCCUGCUGCCGGGGCGGCUGCUGCGCAGCUCCAGCUCCUUUUCUGCUUCUCUUGUUGACUCAAUUAGAUCUUUUAUUGCCACUGGAAAAGCUAAUGGAGAAAUUGCAAAAAGAAACUUUAAAGUCCAAAAUGAACUUUCGUUUCUGCAUGCGUCGGUGCUGCCAGCUGUACAUACACCCCAGCGCACCGCGCCCUGCGACGGAGUCGUUCCUGUUGUCGAAAUUCAAAAUGGACACUCAAGUGCAGUGACUUGUUUGUUCUUCACUUUGCUCGAAGACUUCCUUGUGACGACUUCUAUUGACAGGACUAUUCGCUUCUGGGCUGUGAACUCGGGGGCAAACGUGAAAGUGUUCACCGACUCUGCUGCUCCUCUCGCUGCUGCGCUGCUGCCUUUUAACCCCACAGUCUUCAUAACUUCCAACAGCAACUCUUUGCUGCGCCUCGUCUGCUCCAACACUGGAAAGGUGCUGCAGAAACUCAAAAUGGACUCCGAAGUCCGGGCCAUUCGCUUCGACGACACGGGCCUCUUUUGCUUCGCCGGCAACAAGGCCGGCCAGCUGUACGUACUCGAGGCCACGGACAGCGCCAGCCUCACCUACAGGUACAAAGUCAACCUCAGCAAGGUGAGCCGAGCUGCAGCUAGCUAG